This is a messenger RNA of Scomber scombrus (Atlantic mackerel), 1488 nucleotides long. RefSeq names its product HAUS augmin-like complex, subunit 7 (gene haus7). Gene Ontology annotation, cellular component: HAUS complex. NCBI's taxonomy places the organism in Eukaryota, Metazoa, Chordata, Actinopteri, Scombriformes, Scombridae. The record is from RefSeq and is a predicted model, not a curated record. The coding region runs from base 160 to 1209 and encodes 349 amino acids. Gene Ontology annotation, biological process: spindle assembly; centrosome cycle. The transcript is spliced from 9 exons. Gene Ontology annotation, molecular function: microtubule minus-end binding.
UCGGGAAUAACAGGAGCAGGUUUAAAGGGCAAAUUGGAGGGUGUGGAGAGAGGACUAGUUAGAAAGUAGGAGAACAGGAUUGAUAGGAAAUCUAACCAACCAGACACUACAGGAGCUAACUAUGUCCAGAAGGUGGCAGUAAUGCAACACUGAGGAUGAAUGUUGCCGUUAAAUAUACCAAAGAAGAAGAAGUAUCGCUGCAUUUGGCCGGCUACAAAAAUGGCGGGUGUUUUGACAGAAAAACAACUCGCACAACGCGUUUAUAAUGCUUUACAGGCUGGGUCUUGUCCCUUGGUGGAAGGUCUGCAUCUACACGAGACAGACACCAUGCUGCAGCUGCUGUGCACUCCCUCUCAGCACCGGACAGACAUACUGGCAUGGAUCUGCAGCAGCAUCAACCCAAACUUUGCCAGCUCCACGGCAAGAUCCAAAGAUCCAGAUAUGCUGACUAAAGAGAUGGCCAUGCUUGGACAAGAGCUGAUUCUGUGCAAAGCCGACGACCUGGACCUGAUCAGGGGUGAUGCGAGUGCUCGCCGGCAGCUCCAGUUCCUGGAGCAGCUUCUAACUCUAGUUCCGGGCUGCCAGACGUCUGCCGCUCACAAUGUGGAUACCGAAGCGCUGCUGAACGAGCUGUUCGCUACCGACAAUCUGCCUCACCUCACACAAAUGCUCAGACCUACAUUUGACCCCUGGCCUGCAAACAUCAAGGCUUUACGCAAGGGCAACACGUCAUCCUGUCAGAAGACCUCUCAAGAAGAGGGUGCUGAUGUUGCUGCCCUCCUGCAGUCUACUCAGUCAGUACUGGAGCAGCUACAGUCACAGUGUGAGUUCCUGACAAAUGAGCCACAGAGUCCCGCAGUCUUCCCUCCCAAUGCAUUGCACGUGGCGGCGCGCGACCUCCAGCAGAUGAUGGCUACUUUCGGACGCGUUUACGAGACAAACCUGAGAGCUUACUGCAACAGAGACCCGCCCAACUUCAGCAGCGAGGCCGACGUCUUCCAGAGAGUACACCGACUGCUGCUGGCCUGCAAUACGGAGCUGGAAAUGCUGAGUGAAAUAUCAGAAGCAUCUUUGUCCAUGAGUGAGGAAGUGAGGCAUCUACAAACACAGCCUCGCUACUGGAGCGGACAAGACAAGCACACAUUACCGGACCAGUUGGAGAAACUAACCAGGAGAUAUGGAGACUUUCUCACCCGGCUUCAACCCUGAUGACAUCAUACAGCGCAACACGCAACACCAGCAUCAACACCAACUUAACCUCCAACCAUCAAGUUGAAUGUUACUGCUGAAGUGAACAAAGCACUCUUAGUAUUGCAGUAAUUAUUCUAGGAGGGGUCUCAUCACUCUGUCUUUGUGUCAUAGAGGAAACUAACACCGUAUAUGCACUGGAUCCAGCUGCACCACAUAUGAAGGCACAUUCAUAAUACAUGCAUAUAUGAAUGCAUAUUUUUUUAUCUCCCCAAACAUGGAGCUUUUGCUAAAUGAUGG